AAUCCGUGCCCAACCCCGCGAUACAGUUCGCAUCCUCGGUCGGGUGGAGGAUCCUAUGAUUCCUCUGUCGCCCUCCAUUCUACGAUUUCUCAGGCAUACGUAUACGUAUAUGGUCGCUGUCUAUACACGUGUGGCCGUGUUGCGCGGGACGCAUUAAAAGUCCGUUGCUCGACUCCCGCGUUUCCGUUAGGCAACCUGGGCGUUGUUCGUCUCUCCCAACCUGCAUUUCCCAAAACACAUUCCUUUUGAGAUUUAUUUCAUAUCAAUUUCCAUUUUCAUUUUGCUUUCCUUUUGAAAUCUCUAACCCUUAUGUUCUACAUUUGAAGGACAUGAUUUGGAACCGAGAUGGUUACCCGAAAUGCAGACUCUUCUUUUCACCAGGGAGACUGCAGUUUUUCGUCGGCUCACCCUGUGUCAGCUGAGCAGCUGCGUUCUCAUGCUGGGAAUACGAUCAUUGGUCUUUCGGCAUCUGGUGCAGACAAUUCGACUCUGCAGGUUUUCAAGAGUGGGCCGCUACUUGUAUCAUCCAAAGGAAUAGGAUGGACAUCAUGGAAGAAACGCUGGUUUAUCCUCACAAAGACAUCGCUGGUCUUCUUUAGAAGUGACCCGAGUGUUGCCCCUCAAAAAGGGAGUGAGGCCAAUCUUACACUUGGGGGAAUUGACCUCAACAACUCAGCUAGUGUGGUUGUUAGAGCAGAUAAAAAACUCCUAACAGUUCUCUUUCCUGGUCGUGAUGGGCGAGCAUUUACACUCAAGGCUGAAACUUCAGAGGACAUGUAUGAGUGGAAAACUGCACUUGAAGCUGCUUUGGCACAAGCUCCUGGUGGUGCAACUGCAACCCUUGCAGUUGAACAGAGUGGAAUCUUCCUCAAUGAAGCGCCUGAUGCAAUUGAAGGGUCUUUUGAACAAUGGAGGGAUAAACGGCCUGCGAAGUCCUCCAUUAUUGGUAGGCCAGUUCUUCAUGCUUUGGAAGAUACCGAUGGAACUCCAUCUUUCUUGGAGAAAGCUCUUAGGUUCAUCGAACAGUAUGGAGUCAAAGUAGAAGGGAUCUUGCGGCAAUCUGCUGAUGUUGAUGAGGUUGAACGUCGGGUUCAGGAAUACGAGCAGGGAAAAAAUGAGUUUUCUCCAAACGAAGAUGCACAUCUUAUUGCUGAUUGCAUCAAGCAUGUUCUUCGGGAGUUACCCUCCUCUCCAAUUCCUGCAUCGUGUUGUACUUCACUAUUAGAGGCAUUCAGAACUGGUCGUGGAUCUAGAGUCAAUGCCAUGCAGGAUACAAUAUCUAAAACAUUCCCAGAGCCUAAUUGCCGUCUAUUGCAAAGGGUUCUUAAGAUGAUGCGGACUGUGGUUUAUUACAAAUCUGUGAAUCGGAUGUCAACAUCGGCUGUAGCAGCUUGCAUGGCACCACUGCUUCUUCGCCCACUUCUGGCUGGUGAAUGUGAGGUUGAGAGUGAUUUUAAUAUGGGCGGGGAUGGUUCUCUUCAACUUCUGCGAGCUGCCGCUGCUGCUAACCAUGCUCAAGCAAUUGUUAUAACUCUACUAGAGGAGUAUGGGAAUAUAUUUUUAGAUGGCUCCUUUUCUCCUGAACUAUACUCUGAGACGGAAGGUAGUGGUAGUGAGUAUGAGGGGUCAACAGGUGAUGAGACCAUGGAAGAUGAUGGAUACCAGGAUGCAGAAAAUGAUGGGGAGACAGAGGAUGAUCCUGAAUGUGAACUAAGUGGGUCAUGCAGCGACGACAGUGGUGAUGAUGGCAGUGACCUGUAUGACAAUGAGAUGCAGGUUUCUGAAGAUGUCGAUUCAGACUCCAAGUCUCCUAAAGUUGAAAAGGAUUUCAAAGCUGAUGAGAAACCCAUGGAGGAAACUCAUGAUCCAACACCUCAUCAUCAGAAUAUACAGAUUGAUGAGAAACCGGCAAAGGAAACUCAUGCUCCCACACCUCAACAUCAAAAUAUACAAACUACUGGCAAUUUGCGUAGUCUAAGUGAUAAUCAUUCUACUAUAUACACAGUUGAACAUUGUCAACCUUUAGAUGGUGCACCUAAACCUUUAGAUGGUGCACCUAAGUCAACAAUCUCAAUGCUUGAAUCAACUAGCCUUGAUCCAUCCUCAUGCAUUGGAAAAUCCACAACACAAUCAAAUGGUCCCCUGCCUGGUGCCAAGCCCCGAACCAUAUGGGGGCGUACAGCUGCUAAGAAGAACCUUUCUAUGGAAUCCAUUGACUUCCCUGGUGAAGACGAGAUUGCAAUUCAGAGGCUUGAGAACACUAAAGUUGACUUGGAGAAUAAAAUUGCAAGAGAGGCAAGCGAGAAUGAGAUUUUGCAGGCAAGUUUGGAAAGACAAAAGCAAGCUUUGCAGGAGCAUCGUUUAGCUCUUGAGCAAGAUGUGGCGAGGCUACAGGAUCAGUUGCAGAGAGCGAGAGAUCUGAGAGAAACUUUAGAAGCUGGGCUGAAAACGCCCCUGGGGCUCUUAUCUAUUCCAUCGACUGUGGAUAGCAAGACAAGGGCAGAGAUCGAGGAAAUCGUCCGUGAUGAAGCAGCUGUCACUAAUUUGAAGCAGAACGUUGUUGAUCUCCAUGCGCAGAUUGAUCAACAACGGCAACAUAACUAUGGUUCUGUAUGUGAAUCAUGCGGUCAACGCCUGCCUACUUCCAAUCAUCAAGCAACACCGAAGGCUCAACAGAAAGACGUUGGUGCUACUGCUGCUGAACAUCACCCUGAAACGUUACCUUCAAAUGAGCCUCCCCAGAAGCAGCAGCCCGAUUCAACAAAUCAGAACUCCACUAUCUUGUCUCCUGUCCGUGAGAAUGUUAUCACACAAGACCCUCUAUUUUUAUCAAAUAAGCAGUCCCCCAAGAAGCAACAGCCAGAUUCAACAGGGACAACUUCUAAUUCGUCCAGUGGCUGUGAGAAUGUUACAAUGUCUUCAUCAGAAAAUCAGGCCCCACAGAAGCAGUGGCCAGAUUUAACUCUCCAUCUUGGUGCCAAAUUCGAGGGUACAACUAUGAAGUCAUCUUUUAACCAGGAAAAUGUUACAACACGAGACAAGCAGCCUAACCGGAAGCAGCAGCCAGAUUCACCACGCCCAAACAGUACGAAAUUCAAAUGGGCAGCUGCUAGUUCAUCUCCUGACUGUACGAAAGUUAUAGCACAAAACCCACUGUCUUUAUCAGACAAGCAGCUGCCCUAUAAUCAGCAGCUAGAUUCAACAAGCAAGAACAACAAAUCCAUGGGUGCGACUAUUAGUUCAUCUAAUCCAGAACCGUCGAAAGUUGUGCUGAAUACUUCUUUAAGGAAAUAUACCGGGAAGGGUGAGGGAACUGCUGCUGCACCGUCUGCAUUGACCAGGCUGACAAACCUGCUUAAUCAUAUGAAGGAACGACGCUCGCAGCUUGUAGAUGAGCCUCAAAACAGGGAUACUAGUAUCACUCUGGCUUCAGAGGGUCUGUUGCCUAGACAUCCUCCAGAGACCAACUCCAGAUGAUGCAAGGUCUGAUCAAGAGAGCGCAAGGCGUAUGUUUUCUUACCCUGUAUAGUCAAAAUAAUGUAUCUGUAUUUGCAAUAUUGUCCUUUUGCAGCGUGUCCUACUAACUGUUGGUUUGAGUUCAUUGGCUGUAAUUUAUUUGGGUAGUUUAGAGAUUUGACUAAGGAACCUGAUGCCGCUACUCCUGGGCCAUGCCCUGGGGGGCACUUGAGGUCCAAAGCAUGCUGGCAUACAGGCUAUCUUGAUGGGAUUGUUUCUACUCCUUGUAGCUUGAUUCUGAUUCUGAAAGUUGGAUUCGGGGAUUCAGACUUUGAUAAUUGAUGUAGCAUGCUAUUGUGAUAAAUUCAUUUCUAUGGAUACUCCAUCAGAAUGUACCAUAUGUAUUUGACGGAAACUGAAAAAUCAAAUCCAUUUUUCAUUGAAA
Messenger RNA from Magnolia sinica, 3901 nucleotides. Its product is annotated as rho GTPase-activating protein REN1-like. Gene Ontology annotation, biological process: signal transduction. The record is from RefSeq and is a predicted model, not a curated record. NCBI's taxonomy places the organism in Eukaryota, Viridiplantae, Streptophyta, Magnoliopsida, Magnoliales, Magnoliaceae. The coding region runs from base 346 to 3477 and encodes 1043 amino acids. The transcript has 24 exons.